AUGAAGACCAUCUUCUCACUGCUCAUCGGUUUUAUUAUUGUCAGCGCUGGAUUUGCUGCAGUUAUUACUGGGGCUUGUGACAGGGACCCUCAAUGUGGAGGGGGGAUGUGCUGUGCAGUGAGUCUGUGGAUAAAGAGUCUCCGAAUGUGUGCACCCAUGGGCACUGAGGGAGACUAUUGUCAUCCUCUGAGCCACAAAGUUCCAUACUUUGGCAAAAGGCUGCACCACACGUGUCCCUGUAUCCCAAAUUUGGCAUGCAUAAGGACUACAGACGGGAGAUACAAAUGUUUGCCCCAGUUUAAAAACCAGGAUUUUUUUUUUUAG
Molecule: messenger RNA, 324 nt
Organism: Polyodon spathula (Mississippi paddlefish)
Lineage: Eukaryota; Metazoa; Chordata; Actinopteri; Acipenseriformes; Polyodontidae
Gene: prok2
Product: prokineticin 2
Exons: 3
Coding region: 1-324 (107 amino acids)
Source: RefSeq, a predicted model, not a curated record